Molecule: messenger RNA, 3809 nt
Organism: Lucilia cuprina (Australian sheep blowfly)
Lineage: Eukaryota; Metazoa; Arthropoda; Insecta; Diptera; Calliphoridae
Gene: Trf2
Exons: 3
Coding region: 373-3408 (1011 amino acids)
Biological process (GO): DNA-templated transcription initiation
Molecular function (GO): DNA binding; general transcription initiation factor activity
Source: RefSeq, a predicted model, not a curated record
AUAAAGAACAAAACUACACACUAAAGCAAAAAACAAAAACCUAAAGGAGAAAGAAAAGAAAGACUUGAAUUAAAAUAUUUAAAAAAAACAACAACAAAUACCACUAGAAAAAAUCAUAAAAUAUAGAAAAAGUAGAAUAAAAUCUUUUUCUUGGAAUGAAUAUCAAAAAACUUUAUUAAUUAAAAAAUAAAAACUAUUAUUAAUAUUGAAAAAAAAGAAAACAAUUAAAACAAAAAGACAAAGAAAACACAUUUUUUUACCAAAAUAAAAUCAAAAAAAACCUAAGAGGUUAUAAAUAACCCUUUUCCUGGUUUAAACCUCGUUAACGUCUAAGCGGAAAGAAAGCUUGUGAAGAACACAGCUUUUACCCAAAUGUAUAUUAGCAAUAGCAGCAACAUUGGUAUGGCCACGUUGUUGCAAAACAAUAAAAAUUGCAUGAAAACUUUGACAAAUGGCGGCACGAGUGUGGCGGUGGGUGGGGCUGGAACAAACCACAUUAUUGUGGGCAAUGUUGUUAAUGCACAAACGGUAGGCCAACAUCAGGCUAAUCACCAUCACCAAGUGGGCAUUGUUACAUCGCAGGUGCCAACACAAACAAUAGCCACCACCUCAACACAGGGAGGGCUGGCAACUUCAUCAAAUACUCUAACCACUUUGGGUGGCAAUUUGGUGUUGCCCGCACAAACCCAAACAAUUUUACUAACAAAUGGUGCUACGGGUGCUUCUACCAUACUCACCUAUCAACAGUACCAACAGCUGUUGCAACAACAACAACAGCAGCAGCAACAACGUCUAUUGGUUUCACAGAAUGUUGUCAAUUUGCCUAUUGGCAAUUUAAUUAGCACCGGUAAUGGUGGUUUAACUGUUAUAGCCGAUAGUUCUAAUAAUCAUAAUGUCUCUGCCACCACGGGAAGCAAUACCAACACAACACAAGGCACCUUUUUGGUAGCCACCUCGUCAGGAGCUACAACUUCGUCUACAGCUACGGCUUCAUUUCAGCAACAGUUUCAACAGCAAUUGUCGAAUAUGCAAAAUACCUCCAACACUACACCCUCGUCUGCCAGUCAACAUCAGCAGCAACAGAGAUUGAUAACAACAACAUCCGUAGGUAAUGUUGGCAAUAAUACCACUACAAUAAGACACUUUUCACAAUUCUCUCAACAACAACCCGCCACUUUAAAUGUUCUCAACACCACCAACAACACUGCUACUAAUACAACAAACAAUCAACAGCAGCAGCAGCAGCGUACUACAACAGUUUUGAUCAAUCGUAAUAACAAUACAAUUAUUGCCGGCAAUACUACACAGCGUCUGCAACAUGCCACUAUCUUAACAAAAUCUCCUGCGAAUCUUAUAAAAACAACAAAUACACACCAACAACAACAGCAACAGCCUGGUACUUUAAUGGUUAAUAAUAUGGCUGUACAACAGGUGAUAAAUAGCAGCAAUGGACAAAUAAUAAGUUUAGUUAAAACAACACAGCAGCAGCAGAUCAAUAAGAAUUUAACAACAACAACAAAAACUAUACAACAAACAACGACUGCCAACUUGCCUCAACAACAACAGCAGCUACAACUGCAAAAACAACAACAGCAACAACAACAACGUUAUGGUACGAGCAAUAUACAACAAAUAAAACAGCAACAACUUAAAGUUGUUGCUGCUAAUAAUCACCAAACAAUACCACAACGUGCCACUAUUAUUAAUUCUAAUACAAUAACCAAAAAUCAUCUUUUAAGCAACAACAACAACACAAACAUUAAUACGGCAACUACUGCUAAAUUAGUUAAUCUGACUAAAGCAACAACAACUACAGCUCCAGCCGUUAGUACAGCUGCCAGCAAAAUUAUCUCAUCCAACACACUAACAAGCUAUACUCAAAAACCGCAACAACAACAGCAACAGCAGCAGCAACAAAUGAAUGGUCAUUAUUUUAAUAAUCAUAAACUAGUAAAUUUACAACAGCAACAACAACAACCCGCCUCAAAAUUAGUUCCUAAUGGUCACAACACCAUUAACAACAACAGCAUCAGCAAUACAAAUAAUUUUAUAAACGCCUCCUCAGCUUCCAUAGCUGCCUCCUCUUCUAACUCCAUUAUCACCUCUUCCUCCUUAGCCUCCUCCACUUCCUUGUCGUCCAACACCAACACUACUCCCACCAUCUAUAAUAUACCACCUAACUCAUCAUCAGCUUUAACAAAUCCAAAUACUUCUUCUUAUAUGUCUACAGCAAAUUUGACAAAUUCUCAACAUCAUUAUACUACUAGCACUACUCCAACCUAUUCGAGUUAUAAUAACUCUACUCAUCAUAAUCCUUCUACUAAUCCAACCACUACUAUAGAUUCAAAAUAUGUCUCGGCGGCUGCCUCCUCUUCCUCGUCGUCGACUACUACAACAACAACGAACAACACUUUGGCUACUACAAGCGAAACGACCACCACUACAACAACUACUACAUCCACCAGCGACACAACUACUAAUGAUGAAGCUUCAGCAGCAGCAGCUGCUGCUGCCAACGAACAAGAAGCUGAACCUGAAAUUGAUAUUGUCAUCAAUAAUGUGGUGUGUUCAUUUAGUGUUCGUUGUCAUUUGAAUUUGCGUGAGAUUGCUUUGAAUGGUGCCAAUGUUGAGUAUCGUCGUGAAAAUGGUAUGGUUACAAUGAAAUUACGUCGUCCAUAUACUACUGCUUCCAUAUGGUCGUCGGGUAGAAUAACUUGUACUGGUGCUACAUCAGAAGAGCAAGCAAAAAUUGCAGCUCGUCGUUAUGCUCGCUGUUUGGAAAAGUUAGGCUUUCGUGUACGUUUUAAUAACUUCCGUGUUGUGAACGUUUUGGGUACUUGCAGUAUGCCAUGGGCUAUAAAAAUUGUUAAUUUCUCCGAAAAAUACCGAGAAGAAGCCAGUUAUGAACCUGAAUUGCAUCCUGGUGUAACCUAUAAACUACGUUAUCCUAAGGCAACAUUGAAAAUUUUCUCUACCGGCAGUAUAACAGUUACUGCUGCCAGUGUUGCUCAUGUUCAAUGUGCCAUUGAACAUAUAUUCCCGCUUGUCUAUGAGUUCCGUAAAAAGCGUUCGCCCGAAGAAUUAGAACAGUUGCGUCUUAAACAAUUACAAAAUGCCACAUUUGAAGAUAUUACCGAAGUUGAGGAUAGCAGCAAUGUGCUAGGCACUAGUUCUGCUGCUGUUGCUGGUGGUGGUUUAAUGCCCACCGUAUCGACUUUACAGCGUCGUCGUAUUUCAAAUACGUUUAAUAAAUUUCCAAAUGCCAAACGAAAGCGUACUGAUGAUGAUUUUAAUGAUGAAUUCGAUGUUGAUGAUCCCGAUUGUAUUGCUGGCGAUGACGAUGAUAUGGUGAUGUAUGAUCCCAACGAAUCAAUAAUAGAAGGUCCCGAUGAUGACGAUGAUUUAUAAGAAAAUAUAUAUAUAUAUAUAUUUCAAAAAUAUAUAUUACUGGAAGUGUAUAUUGUGUGGUUAAAUAUACUCACUUAGAAAAAAAAGUGGGUUUCAUCAUUUCUUUCUCUAAUAUAAGAAGCAUAUCUAAAGACCAACAACAAAAACAAAAAAACAAACCAACAAAACAACUUUAGUUAAUAAACUAAAUAAAUUAAUAAAGCAACAUGUGAAAAUUAUCAUCAUCUAUAUUAUUAUAAAUACCAAACAACAACUACAACAUUGUAAUCAUCAUGAACAACUACAACAAACAUAUAUUUUCAAAACAAACAAACAAAGAAAGAAACAAAUCAACAAUCGACUUUUUAUUAUCUAGUGAAAUUUAGAGCCAAAAAUUUAAAUGCAAAUAUAAACCUAAUGUU